Megalops cyprinoides (Indo-Pacific tarpon) is the source of this 3997-nucleotide messenger RNA. RefSeq names its product ITPR interacting domain containing 1 (gene itprid1). NCBI's taxonomy places the organism in Eukaryota, Metazoa, Chordata, Actinopteri, Elopiformes, Megalopidae. The transcript is spliced from 17 exons. The coding region runs from base 474 to 3695 and encodes 1073 amino acids. Gene Ontology annotation, molecular function: signaling receptor binding. The record is from RefSeq and is a predicted model, not a curated record.
UUUUCAUUGCGUUGUAGAACACAGGAUGCAUCAUCCUUUGUCUAAGCGGAAAACUUUUCCAGGAAUUGAGGCAUCGAGUCCAAAUUUGCAUGUUUUGCCACCUGCAUACGUGAAACCAAAUUAGACAACAUUGUUCCUUAUUUAGCCCGGUAUAAAAAAAGCGAACUGAAACGAGAGCGCAAACAAUAGCGGUGAUCAGUAGACCGGCUGUGUGGAAAAGUUAGUUGGCAGUAGGGGCUGUCAGCGAUCAAGGUGCGAUGGUGCAACCAUAUAUGUGGGAAUUAUUUUUAGCCAUGAAAUUACGGGCUAUUUGACGUUUUCUUGUGGAUGUAUCGACCAUGGAUCGGCCUACACGCAGGGCUGAGUCACUCAGAGACAAGCGCUCACAUUGACCUGUGAGGUGAGCGGAGUUUGCAGUUUGACAGAAAGGUGAUCUCUGGCCCUGCCUGGAGACAUCCGAGCAGUGCACAGUGAUGCUGACGAUGAUUCCCACUGACUGCGGCUUCGACAAACGGGCCUCACUGGUGGCCUCUAAGGCCAGGUGGAGCAGGGUGGACGAGCCUUCAUCAGACCACUUGAUGACCAGAGGCAAAGCCGGAGACUGUAAACGAGACAGCAUUCACCAGUGGCUGAUAUCCAGCUGUCAACAGUAUGCAAAGCCGGACUCCACCCAAGAAACCACAGAACUGCUGAGGAGACACACCAGUGGGGAAGAUGACUUAGUACUAGGUGUGGAAGCGUCUUUGUAUGGUAAAAGCACAGCCCUCAAGACUGUUCAAGAAUUCUUGCGGUGUCAGCAGGUGCCGCCUGCGCUGUCCCGCUGGAACAGUGUCACGUCCGCUGUUUCGACCAACUCUGCGCUGAGUGUCAUGGACGUGCUGAACCUGUGGCAGGAUGACCCCGAGGAGCUGCUCUUGGACUUGGGGUUCGGCUGUGAUGAGCCAGACAUCUCUGUUAAGAUCCCGGCCCGCUUCAUCAACCACCCGUCCAAGGCCCGUGGGAUCAACAUCCAGGUGUUUCUGGAGGCCCAGAAGAACCGCAUGGAUGUGGAGAACCCAGACGUGAGCAAUCGCUUCAGGCAGUUGGAGGUCCUGCAGCAGGUGACCUCCGCCUUCUCCUCGCUGGUGGGCGGCACACCCGUCACGCCCCCCCCAUCAGGCGAGCGGUCGGUGGCCAGCACAGACCAGCCGCUGGGGGCUGGAGAGAAGAGGAAGCGGCUGAGCAUGCUUCUCCGCCGGGCCUCCAAGAAGACCCUCAGCAUGGCCCAGAGUGAGCCGGACAUGCCUCUCCCCCCUGCGGCCAGUCAGGAGCCUGCUCCGGGGCUCCACCCCACCACCUCCGACAGACGGACUGCCCUGAAGCGUGGCCGGCCAGGGAUCCCCGAAAAUGGAUGCCUGUCGCCCUUAGUGGAGGAGCAGAGCCCUCCCCCCAGUAGGGAUACUUCCGACCCCCCUCCAGCACCCUCAGCGCUCACGGAGGGGAACCUUAGAGUGAGACCUGGGAGGGACCCCCCCUGUGUGGUCCCCAUCAUCCCAUAUCGGAGGAAGAGCCCUGGCGAGCUGAAGACCCCAGAGUCCUUUGAAAUGGAGGAGGUCCACAGCUUCGAUGAAGGCAGCAUUACAGGACUGGCUGAGGGCACAGAGGGUGGGGUUAUGAGGACGAACAGCUGUCAGUCAGACAGCAGCGGCUUUCUGGAGGAGCCCUGCAUUCCUGCUCUUUCUCAGCAGAACUCACCUGUACCUGAGCUAAUGAAGGCUUUGUAUGCCAUGUCAGGGGACAGCACAGACAGUCAGAGUGCACAGAAGGAAGGCCCAGACCUCCACUGCGUCUCCUCCCAGGGCCACCAGGGGGCAGAGUCUGCCCAGCCUGCUGAGUCGGCAUGCACUGAGGCGAGGCACGGAGCUCCGGAGAGGGAGGGGGAGGAGAUGUCAGGAGUCCUCCAGGUACCGCCAGAGGGGAGCAGCUCGGAAACAGAGGCUGGCCCCAGAUUGGUCCACACGCCGGGGGCAGACAGGGCAGAUGAGGGAACGGCGCCCCUUGGGGGAGAGGAUGGGGAUGGUGUUACAGGAACAGGACUGGAACAGGACUGGGGUGCAGAUAUUACAAUAACAGAAAGCCAAAAAGCAGAAGAACCAGCGACACCAGAGGAGACAGGCACCCUGCUUAGUGACAAUGCUGUCAGUGACCCCCAAUUGCAGGGGGAAUCUCAGGCACAGACUUGGGGUGCACAGCCAGAAGAGGAGUGCCAGAUUUCGCGAGUAUCGCUCAGUGGGGAAGAGAGCUCUGCCAAGGCUGCCCCGAUGGCACAGAGUGGAUCGGAGGAGGGGUGUGGCCAACAGGAGGGGUUCCUGAGACGCAGCCUCUCUGGAGUGGGUAGAGCAGACCCCCCCGCAGCAAGCAGGCAGACGAGUGGGGAGACCUCGGACAGGGCAACCCCGAGCCAGCCUGGUUUUGGUCCUGCCAGGUCCGUCUCAGUGCAGAUGCCCUCCAGCCUGGGCCCCGUGUCCCAGUUAGCCCAUCGUAGGGGCGUGGCCGAACCCCCCGCUCCACGGUCCCAGAGGGACUCCUUCUGCAGGAAGGCCUGGUCUGACGCCGGCGGCUGCCGUGCCUCUAACCUCUGUCAGGAGCUCGCCGUCGCCGAGGCGAUGACGCGGGAGCAGACCACGCCCCCUCGCAGACGGCUCUCUCUUGGGAGUCGGGGAAGCUCCCGGACAAGGUCGGCAUCGCUGGACACGGGGCUGGCGCACGAGGACGACGAGGGCGACGCGGACACGGGUGUGGGCGUGUCCGGGCACUGGGGGCGGGGCUUCCUGGUGGGUGGCGGGCGCUGCUGUCAGUGUGGCCACCGCUGCACCAGCUGCUCUCAGCACACACACUGCCCUGCAGGAGAGAGCUGCAGCAAGGAGCUGGAGAUUCUGCACUACGCAGCCAGCCAGAGUGCUGCCUUUCCUUACUCCCUGGAUGAGCUGGAGGGCAUGAUGCGCUGCGUGAGGAGGUUCCGCUCCAUCCUGGAGGAAAUCGAGGAGCGUCUGACGGAGGAGCAGGCCCAGGUGUACAGCAUCCUCUCAGACCUGGACAGAGAGGACAUCAGAGACAUCCGGGAACUGCGAACCGCAGUGAAAAAGGAGGUGGACCAGCUGGAGACGCAACUGGCCGACUUGACCCAACACUACGAUGUGGGCCUUAAAACGCAGAUGCACAGACUCCUGGAUGAGCAGUCCCACCUGUGCACACAGCUAAGGAUCCUCCCCUCUGAAACCCGACACCAGAGACCCUCCCUCAGCUCAGAGGCCACACCUACCAGCCCCAUAUCAGCCCAUCCCUUCGAAACCCAACACUGGGGCACCACCCCCAGUUUUGAAGCCACACCCACAGACUCUAAGGCAGCCUUCCCAUUUGAAACCCGACAACAGAGCUCCUCCCCUGCCCCCACCCCGAGGCCGACAACCACGAGAAGUGUGGCCACCCAAUGCUGCCUACUGCACCACCCGCCUGCAAAUGGUGUCUUCACCCCUGGAGAUGAGGUGGCGGCAUACUGCAGCUGUCCACAGACAGGGGGAGUGCUCACAACAUCACCCUCGGUCACCACUGACCAGAAUCCACAGCACAAGCAGGAAAAACUGGACUUUGUGGGCUUCUUUCAGAGUUUGAAGGAUUCUUUCAGACACUCGGUCAACAGUGACUCUUUGGAGUGAACACCUGGACCCAGGGUGGGUGCAGGGUUCUGCCGUGAGUUUGAAGAUGACAACCUGUCAGCCCAGGAAAAUGAUUUCUAUUUAUUGAUUACCUUGUCUUAAAGCAGGCUUGUGGUGCGUUAUGGAUUGGAUUCAAGAUUUAGCAAUAUGCCACUUCACGCAGAUUAGCGAAUGAGUUAUGAUAAGGUCUGUGUACUCCAGGGUGAAUACAUAAUCAUAUAUAUUUUAUAAUGUAGAGAAUAUUUCUUUUUUGUUUCUAGCCAAGUAUGGUCUUUACUGUAUGUUAGAGUAUUUUAGCAACA